This is a messenger RNA of Elephantulus edwardii (Cape elephant shrew), 1508 nucleotides long. It is a transcript of the gene DMTN, whose product is annotated as dematin actin binding protein. The coding region runs from base 238 to 1455 and encodes 405 amino acids. The record is from RefSeq and is a predicted model, not a curated record. Gene Ontology annotation, biological process: actin filament bundle assembly; cytoskeleton organization; lamellipodium assembly. Gene Ontology annotation, molecular function: actin filament binding. The transcript is spliced from 16 exons. Gene Ontology annotation, cellular component: plasma membrane; actin cytoskeleton. Lineage: Eukaryota; Metazoa; Chordata; Mammalia; Macroscelidea; Macroscelididae.
UCACUGAGGAAGAGGCAGUAGAAGCCUUGGCUUCCUCCUCCUCCCUCCUCCCUGCUGCUGACUGCACCGCUAAGCCUGGCCUGGGCUGCCGGCAGGUUGUCUUGGCAACCGGAGGCGGAGAGGAGAUGCGCUGAGGGUUGGAGGUAUAUGUCACGGAGGAAGCUGCCUUGCUCCUGCCCCACGCCCCAGGUCCUUGAAGGGCCCGACGAGUGAUCCGACCAGCAAGCGACCUGCCGCAUGGAACGGCUGCAGAAGCAACCACUUACCUCCCCAGGGAGCGUGAGCUCCUCCCGAGGCUCCAGUGUUCCAGGCUCUCCCUCCAGCAUCGUGGCUAAGAUGGACAAUCAGGUACUGGGCUACAAGGACCUGGCUGCCAUCCCCAAGGACAAGGCCAUCCUGGACAUUGAGCGACCGGACCUCAUGAUCUACGAGCCACAUUUCACCUAUUCCCUCCUGGAACACGUGGAACUGCCCAGAAGCCGGGAGCGCUCUCUGUCACCCAAAUCCACAUCCCCCCCACCAUCCCCAGAGGUGUGGGCAGAGAGCCGGCCUCCUGGAAUCAUCUCUCAGACUUCAACUCCGAGAACCACAGGGACCCCCCGGACCCCCCUGCCCCAUUUCCACCACCCUGAGACUUCUCGCCCAGAUUCCAACAUCUACAAGAAACCACCCAUUUACAAGCAGAGAGAGUCUGUGGGAGGUAGCCCUCAAAGCAAACAUCUCAUUGAAGACCUCAUCAUCGAAUCAUCCAAGUUCCCUGCAGCCCAGCCCCCUGAUCCUAACCAGCCGGCCAAGAUCGAAACCGACUACUGGCCAUGCCCCCCAUCGCUGGCCGUUGUGGAGACGGAAUGGAGGAAACGGAAGGCAUCUCGGAAAGGCGCAGAGGAAGAGGAGGAAGAGGAAGAUGAUGACUCAGGAGAGGAGAUGAAGGCUUUCAGGGAGCGUCAGAAAGAAGAACUCAGUAAGGUUACUUCCAACUUGGGGAAGUUGAUCUUGAAAGAAGAGAUGGAGAAGUCAUUGCCAAUCCGGAGGAAAACCCGAUCCUUGCCCGACCGAACACCCUUCCAUACCUCCCUGCACGCUGGAACGUCUAAGUCGUCUUCUCUCCCCUCCUAUGGCAGAACCACCCUGAGCCGGCUACAGUCCACAGACUUCAGCCCAUCAGGGAGUGAAAGUGGAAGCCCAGGCCUGCAGAACGGAGAGGGCCAGAGGGGGAGGAUGGACCGGGGGAACUCCCUGCCCUGUGUGCUGGAGCAGAAGAUCUAUCCCUAUGAAAUGCUGGUGGUGACCAACAGGGGGCGAACCAAGUUGCCUCCAGGUGUGGAUCGAAUGCGGCUUGAGAGACAUCUAUCAGCUGAGGACUUCUCAAGGGUGUUCUCCAUGUCCCCCGAAGAGUUUGGCAAGCUCGCUCUGUGGAAACGGAAUGAACUCAAGAAGAAAGCCUCUCUCUUCUGAUUGCCCCUCCCAAUCUGCUCUGUGACCACAAUGUCCCCUGCUGCCUCAGGGCU